Euleptes europaea (tarantolino) is the source of this 954-nucleotide messenger RNA. Its product is annotated as retinol dehydrogenase 16-like. The record is from RefSeq and is a predicted model, not a curated record. Lineage: Eukaryota; Metazoa; Chordata; Lepidosauria; Squamata; Sphaerodactylidae. The coding region runs from base 7 to 954 and encodes 315 amino acids. The transcript is spliced from 4 exons.
UGAGCCAUGUGGUUCUUCUUGGCUGCCUUGCUGGGCCUCUACUUCCUUCGCCGAUGGUACCGAGAGAGACAGACAGUGGAGAACCUGACCGAGAAGUAUGUUUUCAUCACCGGCUGCGACUCUGGCUUUGGGAACCUGCUUGCCAGGCAGCUGGAUCUGAAGGGCAUGAGGGUCUUAGCAGGAUGUCUCACCCAGAAGGGGGCUGAAGAGCUGGAGAAGGCCACAUCCGACCGCUUGAAGACCACCAUCCUGGAUGUCACCAGCACAGAGAGUGUUGCUGCAGCAGCCGAGUGGGUGAAAGGAUGCGUGGGGGACAAAGGGCUCUGGGGCUUGGUAAACAAUGCUGGCAUAGCUAUGCCAGUGGCACCCAAUGAAUGGCUGACUAAGCAGGACUUCAAAAAGAUCAUAAACGUCAACCUGCUUGGCGUGAUUGAUGUGACGCUGCACAUGGUGCCCAUGGUGAGAAGAGCCAGAGGGAGGGUGGUCAACAUGUCGAGUGUGUUGGGAAGGUUGGCGUUGUUUGGAGGAGGCUACUGCCCAGCCAAGUUUGGUGUGGAAGCUUUCACUGACAGCCUCAGGCGGGAGCUCCAAGAUUUUGGGGUCCAAGUCAGCAUCAUUGAGCCCAGUGGCUUCACUACAUGUAUUUUCAACAAGGUAGAAGAAAGCUUCCAGAAUGUGUGGAGUCAGGUUUCUUCUGACAUCAAAGAAUCCUACGGGCAGCUGUACUUUGAGAAAUACUGCAGUAUAUUUCAAGGUGUCUUAAAAGGAUUCAAACCCAAUCUCUACAUGGUCACUGACUGCAUAGAGCAUGCUCUGCUGUCUUGCUACCCCCGCACUCGCUACUCCGUAGGCUGGGAUACGAAGCUCUUCUACAUUCCUGUCUCUUACUUACCAACCUCAGUAGCAGAUUAUGUGUUAAGCAGUUUUAUACCUAAACCAGCACAGGCAAUAUAG